Ectocarpus siliculosus is the source of this 4584-nucleotide messenger RNA. Lineage: Eukaryota; Phaeophyceae; Ectocarpales; Ectocarpaceae. The record is from the annotation of a GenBank genome assembly.
AUGGCCUCGACGCUGGAGGCUGAGAACUUGCAUCACGUGGUCAUGGCCGGUGACCACAUCUCAUCGGGAUCUCAUGCAGAGCUCGCCGGCAGCAGCAGCAGCGGCGGCCGGGCGACCAGGAGCAGUCGGGAGCUUGAAGAUCGCGGCACCGCGGCGGCCGUACCACCGCAGCAACACGCCGGUGGAAGCGCCGGCGGGGGGCCCGUCUCGGCAACAAGGCCGGCCGCUGAGAGCGUUGUGGUUGGCGGAGGCGGCCCAAUAACCGCAGUUGUAGCAGACUCCACCGGCGGUGUCAUACAGCAGCAGAAACGACCACAGCGAAGAGCGUCUGCUGGAUCUUCAAGCAGCAGCAGGAAUCCACGAAGGUUGUCUUCAAGCGGCGGCGGCGGCGGUGGCGACAGCAACGACGGCCCUGCCUCCUACGAAGGCUGGAGCGCCGCCGCCGACCUAGCCAACGGCGUUGGGAGCGGUGGCGUGAGUCCGAGCUCUGCGCCGAGGACGAUGGCGCGCGACACCACCGGUAACCCGAGAGAUAGUAGCGGCAUCUCCAGGAGGCGGUCCCGAGGCAAGAGCAGGAGCGGCAGCGGUGGGGACGGCAGCGGCAGCGGCGGCGGCGGCGGAGGUGGCAGUGGAGGGCGCUCCACGUCUCCCACCACAACUCCUGCUACUACUACUCAGAAGAGCAUUACGCGCACUAGCUCCAACCACAGGCUUCGCCUUAGCGUCGAAGGAGAGAGCAGCGGCGGCGGCGGCGGCGGCGGCCUGGACGUUUUAUCGCCGACAGGAGAAGUCGCCGAGUUGGAGGCCGUGGCGGCUGGACACCAGACGGCCGGCGAGCUUGCGGCGCUGGAGAGAGCGGUGGUGGCGGCCUCCAAGAUCACCCCGCCCCCGGCCGACGCCGGCGGCGGCGGCGGCGGCGACUUCACCGCCCGCAUGAUGGGGACCGGGCCAGCCUCCCGGUCGAGGCGGAAUAGCGGCGGCAACAGCAUCGGGGGCAGCUGGGAGCAGCAGGAAGUGGCGGAGGUCGGACAGGCGGGACCCCCCGGCGGCAUCCUACCGGCGCCGCCCAAGACCCCGUCCGCGUCCUCGUCCGCCGGGUCGGGCGUGUCGGUGUCCUCCACCGGCGCGACCCAGGCGGUCGAAGCUCUGUCCCACGGGAGCCCGGCCGCGGCGAUGACCUCGCCCGAGCGGCGGCGGCGCACCGGAGACUUGGCGCCGGCCAUCCACGCCAGCCCGAUCAGCAGGGCGGCAGCGGCCGCUGCCCGCGGGGGGAGCGGCGGCAGCGGCGGCGGCGGCAGCGGGAUCGUUUCGGACCAGCCUCGCUCGUCCCGGGCGAUGCCCGCCGCGGUGAUCUCCACCACGUCGGCGGGGGGCAGCAGUAGGAGGGGUCGGAGGGAGCUACAGCCGCCGCAUUCGAUUAACAUGACGGAGGGGGACGAGGGACCGCCGUCCCGGCCGAGAAAAAACAGCGGAGGCGGCGGGCCGCAGUUCAGAGGGGACGGGGGAGGAGGUAGGCCUAGCGGCGAGCGUAGAGAGCGCGGGAGCCGCGGCGCCGGCGGAGGCCGCCCCCGGCGGAGCGGGCGGGGGGGCAAGAACGGCCUGCCGAGGGGCCGGGCGGCGGGCAGGAACGGCAGGCGCGGGCGGCGGUCGGUGAGCAUGCCGCAGAGCGGCUACCGUGGCCCCGGGGCGUUCGGCCACGCCCCCGUGGUGGAGGGCGAUGCCGAGGAGGAGGAGGAAGAGGAAGAAGAGGAGGAAGAGGGAGACGAGACUGAGGAUGACCAAGACAUGGUGUUCAAGGUGGUGAACAAGGACGCGGAAGAACCAGUCAGUGAUUCACGGAACCCCGCUGAUGAGGAAGAUGUCCCGUUCGACGUGACGCCCCAGACCUACCGCGCGGGAGAGGCGUGGCACCCUGAGCGUCAGAGCGGCGACGACGGCGAAGAGGAGGACCCGCUGUACCUCGGGAUCAUCCCUCCGUCGCAGAAGCAGAUCGUGAUCCCGCAGCACGAGGCGCACCACGAGACCAGGCCCGUCGGGGAGCUACAGCUGUCCCCGGGCUACCAGGCGCUCGCCGCCGCCGCGAACGGGCGUCCGGGAGGCGGCGGCAACGGUUUUGCGUCCCCGACGAGCAGGGGCUUGUCGCCGGAGAGCGGGGCGGUGGCCGAGGCGGAGGCGGUGGAGGCGAUGGAGGCGAUCAAGGGCAUGAAGAUGCUGCAGCACUUCAAGGCCCACGUCGGCGCGGUGUGGUGCGCAGAGUUCAGCAGGAAGGGGCAGUACCUGGCCACGGGCGGAGCGGAUGGGCUGGUAAAGAUCUGGGACAUCGGCGUCGAAGAGGACGGGUCGCGAGCGCUUGACAGCAGCGGCGGAGGCGGAGGCGGAGGCGGCGAUCUAGGUUCGCUGAGCAGCAGGCCGCCCCCGCCGGCGGCGGCGGGUGCGCGGUUCACGGGGCGCCUGGAGAGGUCGGACAGCGACGUGUCGCUUGCUUCGGUGACCUCGGUGGUUUCUAUCGCCUCUGUCGCUCCGUCGGCGGCCGGGAGCACCUUUGACUGUCAAGAUCCCGUGCCCCCUCUCCGGAGGGGAGAGCUGGUGGUCGGAGGGCGAGCGUCCCGCGUCAUGCGCGGCCACAACGGGGACGUGGUGGACCUCUCCUGGUCCCUGAACGCCUUUCUCCUGUCGGCAGGCCGGGACGGCAGCCUCCGGCUGUGGCACCCGGCCCGCCUCGGGUGCGUGCACCUGUUCCCGCAGACGGGGGCGGCGACGCCGACGUCGUGCUCGUUCAACCCGCGGCUGGAGAACUCGUUCGCCACGGGCGGGGAGGAUGGGAAGGUUCGUGUGUGGAAGAUCACCUCCGCGAAGGUGGAGGCGGUGGCCCAGCUGCCCAACCGCGCGACGCACGUCAGGUUCUCGCCGGACGGGAAGGCUCUAGCCGCCGGCAUGGUCGGCGGCCAGGUCCGAUUCAUGACCUCGGAGAGCCUCCAGCCAAUGGCCCAGGUGCUGGUCAACGGAGCCAACGGUCGUCUCAGGAUGUACCGCAUAGAACCGUUGGCCGCGGGAUCCUCCGCCAUCUCUGCGGCCGUGGCUCUCGCGAAGAAGUAUGGCUUCGGGGACCGAGGCAGGGCGGUGGUGACAAGGAUAGCCAAGCUGAAGGGCCACCUUAACCCCGCGCUGCCGAUCCGUGCUUCCGUGAGCGAGGACGGACGCUUCGCGAUGUGCGGCUCGGAGGAUGGCUUGGUGCACGUCUGGGAUUCGGGGCCCCAUGCCCCCUGGGCGGCGGGGGUUCGAUGCCGCCGCCGACGCUGGCGGCGAUCGGCAGCAACGGCAAGAGCAGCGGCGGAGGGGGUCACCUUGGCGCUGUUUGUCCCGAAGGCCGCGGUGGCGCGGUUCGAGCGGGCGAACGGCCUGUCGGCGAAGAUUCCCCACGGCCUUAGCCAGGCCCCCAGCCACCAGCGGCCCGUCCCGAAGUCUGCUCAGCCACGAAGACGGACCAGUAUCCCAUCCAUUGCAGAGGUUGUGCCCGGCGGCGGCGGCGGCGGCGGCAACGGAUCUCUUGGCCGGUAUUCGUUCCAGCCGAAUGCGGAGAGGGAGGACCAGGAGAAGGGCGCCUCGGCGGCGGCAGCGGCCGCGCGGUCGGCGCUUCAGGUGGGGCGCGCGGGAAGGACCGGGGGUUCUUCGAGGGUUAUCCAGCGCCGCGGCAGCGCGAGCGACGCCGCUUUCGAUUCAGCGGCGGCUUCUUCACCCCGUGGUGGUGGUGGCGGCGGCGGCGGCGGCGGCGGCAGCAUGGCUAGUGAUCGGCGACAGCAUUCGAGGGGGUCUCGGGGAGGCGGCGGUGAGGGAAGCGGUGGCAGUGGUGACAUGAGCCUGAGGCGGUCGGUUAGCCACGGCGCCGGCACGGCGGAGCACGACGGCGCCGCAGCCGCAGCCGCAGCCGCCGCCGCGGGGAGGGAGAGGGGCGGCUCCGGCGACCGGGCGCAGCAGCAGCGACCGCCCCCGCCGUACCAGGACCGGACGCUGGCGGGCCUGCCGUCUUCAUCGUCGUCUCCGCGGCAGGUGGAGCACGAGCAGCAGCGACAGCACCGGUCGAAGCGGCACAGCGACAGGGUCUCUGGGGCAGAAGUGACGGGGUCGGCGGCCGCUGUAGCGGGAGACCUGGGCACCGGCGCCUCGCCGCCGCCCUACGACCCCAACGCCCGGUGGGGCUGGGAGAAGGAGGACGAAAGCGGGUCGAGGCGCCUGGCGGCCCGCGCGCGCGGCGGGAAAGGGCGGAGCAACGGCGGCGGCGGCGGCGGCGGCAGCGGCGAAGGAGAAGGAGCUUCCGCGGGCCGCGUCGUUACCGUGGACGUGUACCGGCAGCCCCCGUCCGAGGACACGGCGCCCUCAACGAGGGGGAGGGAUAAGGAAGGCCGGCGUUUGGACGGCGGAGGCAGCAGUCGGCGUACCCACCACGCCCCCGCGGGCGGAGCCAAGUGGAGCGAGCGGACCUCCUCCGGCCCCCUGGUAGAGAUCAUGAUGUCUUCGCCCUCGGUGUCCCCGACGUCUUCCAGAUCUCCGGGGAAGAGGGCCUCGACGCCUUCGGCGGCGGCGGCA